Molecule: messenger RNA, 2431 nt
Organism: Balaenoptera ricei (Rice's whale)
Lineage: Eukaryota; Metazoa; Chordata; Mammalia; Artiodactyla; Balaenopteridae
Product: NEDD4-binding protein 1-like
Exons: 3
Coding region: 227-2215 (662 amino acids)
Biological process (GO): negative regulation of protein ubiquitination; negative regulation of proteasomal ubiquitin-dependent protein catabolic process
Cellular component (GO): nucleus; PML body
Molecular function (GO): RNA binding
Source: RefSeq, a predicted model, not a curated record
CGGCGGCGGCGGCGGCGGCGAAGGGGCUUUUUACCCGUAGUUACCCAGCUGCGGCUGCCGCGGCGGGAUGGUGUAGCCGGGUCUCCGGCAAGGCGGCGGGGCUCGGGCCGGGGCAAGGCGGCCUGGAGGGCCGACGCCGCCUGACGGGCUCGGGUACAGGGGCAGCACGCUGAGGGGGCGUCGCCGCCGCCGGCCCCCGGCGCCGCCGCGGGAGGCCGCGCCCGCCAUGGCGGCCCGGGCGGUACUGGACGAGUUCACGGCGCCCGCCGAGAAGGCGGCGCUGCUGGAACGGAGCCGCGGCCGCAUCGAGGGCCUGUUCGGUGUGAGCCUGGCCGUGCUCGGCGCGCUCGGGGCUGAGGAACCGCUCCCUGCGCGCAUCUGGCUGCAGCUCCGCGGGGCGCAGGAGGCGGUGCACAGCGCCAAGGAAUAUAUUACAGGAAUCUGUGAACCCGAACUAGAAGAAAGAGAAUGUUACCCCAAGGCCAUGCACUGCAUUUUUGUUGGGGCACAGAGCCGGUUUCUGAAGAGCUUGAUUCAGGACACCUGUGCCGAUCUCUGCAUUCUCGACAUUGGUCUUCUUGGCAUCAGAGGAAGUGCCGAAGCUGUGGCCAUGGCUAGGAGUCACAUUCAGCAGUUUGUAAAGCUCUUCGAGAAUAAUGAGAACCUACCCAACAGCCAAAAAGAAUCAGAGGUAAGAAGGGAAUUUAAACAAUUUGUUGAAGCUCGUGCAGACAGUUACACGAUGGACUUGUUGAUUUUACCCACUUCCUUGAAAAAAGAACUUUUGGCACUCACCCAAGGUGAGGAGAAUCUAUUUGAAACAGGAGAUGAUGAUGUAAUUGAAAUUAGAGAUUCUAAACAAACAGAGUUUACACAGAAUGCUGCCACAGGGCUGAAUAUUUCCAGAGAUGAAAUUGUUUUGCAGGAAGAGGCAAGAAAUAAAGCUGGGACUCCUGUUUCUGAGCUUACAAAACAAAUGGACACAGUCUUUUCUAGUUCACAAGAUGUACUUUUUGUUCCAAUAAAUGGUGUAACGCCAGAUGAAGAGGCGCUUUCCAAAGACAGAGUUUGUCACAAGAGGAGGUUUUCUGAUUCUGAAGAAAGGCGUACCAAGAAACAGUUUUCUUUGGAAAAUGUUCAAGAGGGAGAGCUUUUACAUGAUGGUAAGACAUUAGCUGGAAGUGUAAUCAUUGACCUAUCUGAUUCUUCUACUGAUGCCGAAAAUUUAAGUCCAGAUGUAAAAGACACUACUGAGGAAAUGGAAUACAACAUCCUUGUAAACUUUUUUAAAACCAUGGGCUAUUCCCAAGAAAUUGUAGAAAAGGUCAUUAGGGAGUAUGGGCCAUCUACUGAACCAUUAUUACUCUUGGAGGAAAUUGAAAAGGAAAAUAAAAGAUUCCAAGAAGACAGAGAAUUUCCACCUGGUACUGUGUAUCCAGAGACCAACAGAACCAAAAAUAAAGGUGUUUGUAGCAGCAUAAAUGAGCUUACAGCAGAUUCCACUCCAAAGAAAACACAGACUCACACACAGCAAAAUAUGGUAGAAAAUUUUUCUCAGUUACCAUUCAAAGUAGAAUCGAAACCAUGUACCUCAAAUUGCAAAAUUAAUACUUUCAGAACAGUGCCAAUAGAACAGAAACAAGAAAUCUGGAGUUCAAAUCAGAACUACAUUUGUAAUAUAGCCCUUGAAACUGAUGGCCUUUUACCCUCUCUAGCCCCUUCAAGUCCCAAAGAAAUUGUCAAUUUUGUUUCAAGAGGAGCUUCAAGUCACCAGCCCAGAAUUCCAGUUUUUCCUGAAAAUGGUGUGCAGCAGCAAGCAGAACCCUUGCUUCCAAAUAAUAUGAAGUCUGCCUGUGAAAACCGCUCGAGGUGUUGUACCUCUCCUCAGUCUAAACCAAAUUGUCCACCCCUUUCUCCACCAGUGCCGCUGCCCCAGCUGUUACCUUCAGUUACCGAUGCAAGGUUGGCAGGACCUUCUGAGCAUAUCGAUUCCUCAGUUACUGGGGUUCAAAGAUUUCGCGAUACUCUGAAAGUACCCUACAAGCUGGAAUUAAAAAAUGAACCAGGGAGAACGGAUUUGAAGCACAUUGUUAUAGAUGGGAGCAAUGUUGCAAUUACAGGCUCAGGUGUGACACUUGGCUGGAGCACCAAGACCCUGUCAGCCACACAGCUGUGUCAUCCUGGAGAAGAUGGACUGAAGCCAGGAGAAAGCUAGAGGAUGGGAGACCUGUCAGAAGCAUUAUUGGGGCUUCCCUGGUGGCGCAGUGGUUGAGAGUCUGCCUGACAAUGCAGGGGACACGGAUUCGAGCCCUGGUCUGGGAAGAUCCCACAUGCCGCGAAGCAACUAGGCCCGUGAGCCACAAUUACUGAGCCUGCGCGUCUAGAGCCUGUGCUCGGCAACAAGAGAGGCCACGAUAGUGAGAGGCCCGCG